Loxodonta africana (African savanna elephant) is the source of this 1501-nucleotide messenger RNA. RefSeq names its product putative olfactory receptor 2W6. The record is from RefSeq and is a predicted model, not a curated record. Lineage: Eukaryota; Metazoa; Chordata; Mammalia; Proboscidea; Elephantidae. Gene Ontology annotation, biological process: detection of chemical stimulus involved in sensory perception of smell; G protein-coupled receptor signaling pathway. Gene Ontology annotation, molecular function: olfactory receptor activity; G protein-coupled receptor activity. The coding region runs from base 332 to 1261 and encodes 309 amino acids. The transcript has a single exon. Gene Ontology annotation, cellular component: plasma membrane.
AAGAGGGGUUAGAUGGGAUGUGUAUUUAAUUAAGCUAAAAUAUUUUGUCUUACGAAUCAUGGGGAGAAAGUUUCUACUUAAUAGAAGAUGGACAUUUAAAGUCAAAUUUUCCAAGAGUGAAAUAGUUUGCACUAAGAAGUACUGGGGUAUUCGAACAAAUUAUGAACAGUUUAUAUAGCUGGGGAAGAAGGUAUUGCAAUAUUGGAUGAGUUGUUGGACCUGAUGCCAUAAGUUUCUUAAAAAUCUUGAUAUUCAAUGGUUUUCCAAAAAUAUAGAUUAAAAAUUCUUCAUUUCGUUCUUCCAGCUACACAGAUGAUGUGAAAGGAAGGCAAUGGAAAGAUCCAAUGACAGUUCAGAGCAUGGCUUUAUCUUGGUGGGCUUCUCUGAUCGCCCCAGGCUGGAGAUGAUCCUCUUCAUAGUAAAUUUUACUCUGUACUCAGUGGCUGUGUUAGGAAAUUCAACCAUCAUCCUUGUGUGUAUAUUAGACCCCAGACUUCAUACCCCAAUGUACUUUUUUCUGGCAAACCUUUCCUUUCUGGAUCUUUGCUUCAGUACUAGUUGCAUUCCACAGAUGCUGGUAAACCUCUGGGGCCCUGAUAAGACUAUCAGUUAUGCUGGCUGUGUUGUCCAACUUUUCUCUUUCCUGUCUGUUGGGGGAACAGAGUGCAUUCUUUUGGCCAUCAUGGCCUAUGACCGCUAUGCUGCAGUCUGCAAACCUCUGCACUAUCUGGUCAUUAUGCACCCCCAGCUGUGUUUAAGAUUGGUGGCUGUGGCCUGGGGGAGUGGCCUGGUCAAUGCCAUUGUUAUGUCCCCAUUAACAAUGACUCUUUCCAGAUGUGGCCGGCGCCAAGUUAACCAUUUCCUCUGCGAAAUGCCAGCACUGAUCAAGAUGGCUUGUGUGGAUGCUCGGGCAGUGGAAAUGCUGGCCUUUACCUUUGCCAUUCUCAUUGUUCUGCUACCCCUCACUCUUAUUCUUGUCUCCUAUGGCUACAUCGCUACAGCAGUGCUGAGGAUCAAGUCAGCGACUGGUCGACAGAAGGCCUUCAAUACCUGUAGCUCUCACCUCACGGUGGUCUCCCUGUUCUAUGGGAGCAUCAUCUAUAUGUAUAUGCAGCCAGGAAACAGCUCCUCCCAAGACCAAGGCAAGUUUCUCACCCUCUUCUACAACCUGGUGACUCCCAUGUUGAAUCCGCUCAUCUACACGUUAAGAAAUAAGGAAGUGAAGGGGGCACUGAAGAAAGUUUUGGGGUGGCAGCAAUGAACAGGAUAUGUACAAUAAGUUAUGAAAAUCCUAAGCAAAAUACUUUUUCUAAACACUACCAUUCAUUUUGUGCUUAUAAUAAAUCCAACCAAUGUAUCAAACACUCUUGGAUUUUUUUUUAAUAUGAAUAAAUAGGCUGAAGUGUAUUUAAACAAAGGAAUUACAUUCAAAGUCAAAGUUAAUCAACCGUAACUACAUAUAAUAUGGAUGGAUCUUAGCGAAAUAAUAUUUACUAAAAGA